GUUAGCUCAUGGUGCUAUCACUCCAGACAUCCCUUCGAUUCUUAAGGUGCGUGUGCAUAAGAUGUACAUUGCAGCUGAAAGGUCUCGCCUUUCGCGUCCCAACCCGCUAGUGGUAGUUCUACAACGGAGGACUUUCCACCUUCCAAGGCGCGUUUUUCACACAGUUUGUGGCCAUAUCUUUCGAGGGCACCUUCUCGUUGCACAAUUCAUUCCUCACCUUCGGCAACUCCAGGAACUUGUUUCGGUCUUUCUCAUAUGCUACCUCUCCCAAAUUUGUUCCCAUUAUAAUUUUGCAUACGGGAAAGUACUGCUUAGCGGUGCAAUACGGUCAUCACUUUUUCAACCUUGGCGAGCUUUCACCGUAGUCAAAGCUAUGCGAGCCCUCAGCCGUUCCCGCCGAUGCAACGCCUACUACCAACUUUUAUCAUUUGUUUUUCUGACGUUCGUUUCACUUGACGCUCCACUUGACUUGGCGAGUUUCGUUGCCGUCGUCGGUAAAUCCAUGCCGCAGACUAACAAUCGCCAAACUAUAUAAGUCAGGACGCUAAGGAGACACUGGAGCAACUCUUAAAUACUGGUACAUCUGAUGGCAAGUUCGCUGAAUGUUUCCUGAAAAGCCGGUCCAAUCU
Molecule: messenger RNA, 629 nt
Organism: Suillus paluster
Lineage: Eukaryota; Fungi; Basidiomycota; Agaricomycetes; Boletales; Suillaceae
Exons: 1
Coding region: 62-535 (157 amino acids)
Source: RefSeq, a predicted model, not a curated record